Molecule: messenger RNA, 1451 nt
Organism: Daldinia vernicosa
Lineage: Eukaryota; Fungi; Ascomycota; Sordariomycetes; Xylariales; Hypoxylaceae
Product: TBCC-domain-containing protein
Exons: 4
Coding region: 1-1143 (380 amino acids)
Biological process (GO): post-chaperonin tubulin folding pathway; tubulin complex assembly
Cellular component (GO): cytoplasm
Molecular function (GO): tubulin binding
Source: RefSeq, a predicted model, not a curated record
AUGGAAACUCAAGUUUUUAUUCCUUUUAGACCAAGCCCAGCUCUCAACUCUUAUCCGGGGGCAAUGGCGGAACCCAUGACACCCGACUCGAAAGAGAAGUUCUUUCGGUAUUUUCAAGCUGAAAUAACUGCUAUACAAAGCCAAAUCGAUGACCUUAAGACUUUAGCCCCUGUCGGCGGCGAGAGACAGGACUGCAUCGACACGGUCCUAGCUGGAAUAUCCCGCCUGUCUAGCGAGGUUAUGGACGCUGGCGAUUAUAUCCCAGCCUACGACCAACGGACAUAUGCUCAGGCUAUGAAAGCCCUCACAGACAAACUAAACGAGACGACGGCCAAGUUUGCCCCGAAGUCAAGAUUUCAAUUCAAAUCAAAAUCCUCCAAAGCAGCACCGGGAACAGAACGUCCAGCCGAUCCCCGCCAACGUACUUCCUUCAGCAAUGUGGGAUCUAGGCACUCGCCGGUCUUGGACGCAGCAAAACGUGAGGCCGCAGGCACCGCUGCCGAAAUAGCAAAGAAUUACAACGAAGAACUUGAACAGCAAUCAGGUGUGAGGAAGCCGAGUUUCUCCAACGCCAAGAGUAUUUCUAUCUACGACCAUUCCGGACUGCAUAUUAUGUUGCCCUCAACGGCAUCCAGGGCGACGUCUUCGGGGAGUCUGACGAAUCUCGAACGAUGCGUCGUGGAUAUGACGACACCGACGAGUGCAAGAACGCCAUUUGCCGGUUUGGCAUUAAAUAAUAUCAAGGAGAGCUUGAUUGUCGCUGGCCAUGUUGCGGGACCAGUUCACAUUACUGGGCUGAGAAAUAGCAUAGUUGUAGUAGCUGCGCGACAGGUCCGUAUUCACGAGUGUGAGAAUGUUGAUCUAUACCUCCAUUGCUCAAGCCAUCCUAUUAUCGAAGACUGCUCGGGGAUGCGAUUCGCACCUCUACCGGAGCUCUAUGCCACUAAGCUGGAGAUCAAGGGUGAGAACCAGUGGGACCAGGUUGACGACUUCAAGUGGCUGAAGACCGAACCAUCCCCGAACUGGGCCGUCUUGUCUGAAGAGAAGCGCAUCCCGGAGGAAGUAUGGAAGGAUUCUGUGGGUGGAAGUCUUAGCCUCAGUACGGUCGAUAUACUGCGCAAAGUUGGUGUCCUUAGCUCAUGACCAUCCUAAUUCCUUCCGAGCAUACCUCUUUUGAAACUGUCUCCUUGUCCGAGUUUCGACGUAUAAGCAUCAGGUUUAGCGUAUGGUGUCAGUUUUUAUUGCGGUCUUAUCCUGUGCAACAUUGUAAUAUAUACGAUUCCUAUGAAUUAUUAACCCUCCCCGUAUUCCCACACCUGGUCUUCCUAACGCUUCCUCGUGGUAUCGUACCGUACCGUACCGCAUCGUGAAAUAGCCUGAACGCCGAAACUCCACGCCAAUGCGAGUAUACAGUAGCUUUUGCAUCGCGCAUAUCUAACGAUAAACUAACC